Dictyostelium purpureum is the source of this 1399-nucleotide messenger RNA. RefSeq lists its product as uncharacterized. Gene Ontology annotation, cellular component: cytosol; intracellular membrane-bounded organelle; membrane. Lineage: Eukaryota; Evosea; Eumycetozoa; Dictyosteliales; Dictyosteliaceae. The record is from RefSeq and is a predicted model, not a curated record. The transcript has 4 exons. The coding region runs from base 122 to 1330 and encodes 402 amino acids. Gene Ontology annotation, molecular function: sterol binding.
AUACAAUUUUUUAAUUCAUCACAUAAAAAAAAAAAAAAAAAAAAAAAUACAAAAAAUAUAAAUAUUUUUUAUUUUAUCUAAAAACAAUACUUUUUUUUUUUAAACUUUUGUAAAUAUAAAAAUGGAUAGUAAUAGUAAUAAUAAUAGUAGUAAAAAAAAAAAUAAAAAACAAAACAUAAAUGGAGCAACAGAAGAUUCAAUAAUAAAUAGUAGCAACUAUGAUUUUAGUAAUGGCGGAAAUGAAAAUAGUAAAUUAGGUGUAGAACCAAAAGAGUUAGAAGAUCUUGAUGAAAAAUAUGAAAGCACCUCACGAUUAAAUAUGGUUUUAAAUUUAUUAAAAACAAUUAAAGCUGGUAUUGGGGCAGAUUUGUCACAUGUAGAAUUACCAGGAUCAUUUAUUUUACCAAUGUCAACAUUAAAAUAUUUUAAUGAUAUUUUUCUUAAAAAUUUUGAUUUAUUAUUAAAGGCAAAUAAAAUAGAAAAUGAGUCAGAAAGAAUGCUUGAAAUAUUUAAAUAUUUAAACACUACCUUAAUGGUUUCCCAAGAUCCAACUAGGAAACCAUUAAAUCCGAUACUUGGUGAAGUAUUGAUGGGUGAUUUCCAUGUCAAAGAAGAGGACGGCAAUAUUUCAACAGACAACCAUUAUUGCAUUGAGCAGGUUUCUCACCAUCCACCUUUAAGUGCCGUGGCUGUGUACAAUAAAAAAGAAGGUAUUAGAUUAUAUUUUACUUCACCAGUUCAACUUGUAUUUGCAGGAACAUAUUUUAAAAUUGGUUUUGGCAAAGAGUGCGAAAUUCAUUUUGAGAAAUAUAACCAAACAUAUAAAAUUAUUAUACCAACUUUAUGUGCACGUUAUUUAAGAGGAUUUGCUGAAUAUUGUGGAGUGGGAUCAAUUCAUUCUGAUACAGGUUCAUAUUAUAUGAAGACACAGUACUAUGCAAAACCAUUAUUAGGAGGUCAGUAUAAUUGUUUUGAAUCCUAUAUGUACAAUAACAAAAAUGAAAAGAUAUACAAGCUUCAAGGUGGAUGGAGUAGUGAAGUGAAAAUUAAAGAUUUGAAAACCAAUGAGACCAAAUCAUUUUAUAAAAAUACAGAAACCAGUGUUAUUAAAAGAAAUGAAGAUACAUCACUACCAACAGACUCAAGUAAUGUAUGGAAGGGUGUGUUUGAUGCACACCAUCAAAAAAAUUUAAAACAGAAAUCAAUAGAAAAAAGAAAAGUAGAAAAACAACAAAGACAAAAACUUGAAGAAAGAAAUACAAAUAAUAUUAAAUGGGAACCAAAACAUUUCACUAAAAACAAUGAUUUUUGGGAAUUUAAUAAUUACUAGUACACCUAUUAACAUCCAAUUAAUUAUUUAAAUAAAAAAUAAAAAAGAUCUCCAUUUGUUUCAACAUAU